Theobroma cacao (cacao) is the source of this 1920-nucleotide messenger RNA. RefSeq names its product phenylalanyl-tRNA synthetase, putative / phenylalanine-tRNA ligase. Gene Ontology annotation, molecular function: ATP binding; phenylalanine-tRNA ligase activity; tRNA binding. Gene Ontology annotation, biological process: phenylalanyl-tRNA aminoacylation. The record is from RefSeq and is a predicted model, not a curated record. Gene Ontology annotation, cellular component: cytoplasm; phenylalanine-tRNA ligase complex; cytosol. NCBI's taxonomy places the organism in Eukaryota, Viridiplantae, Streptophyta, Magnoliopsida, Malvales, Malvaceae.
AAAGUAAAGCCGCCCAGCCACUAUUAUUGGACCAUUCGUAUUUUUGACCCAACAUCUAAGAAAGGUUGUCGUUGAUGUAAUCCAUGCCAACUCAGAGUGGAGGCUUUAGGUUUAGAACAGGAAGUCCAAAAUUAGUGAGGAAAGUUGAGACACAGCGGCAAUGGCGGAGGAUGCGAUACUAGGUUACUUGGCGACCCACGAGGAGAUCCCAGAUUCAGGACAGUUUGCAUCCCAACACGGUCUCCAGCACAACGAUGUCGUCAAUGUUAUCAAGAGCCUCCAUGGUUUCCGUUACAUCGAUGCCCAGGAUAUUAAAAGGGAGAGUUGGGUGCUCACGGACGAGGGUAAAAAAUACGCUGCCGAAGGAUCCCCCGAAGUUCAACUCUUCUUAGCUAUCCCUCCCGAGGGCUCCAUUUCUAAAGAUGAACUGCAGAAAAAGCUAGACCCUUCAGUUUUCAAAAUUGGUUGCUCACAAGCUGGGAAAAACAAAUGGGUCGAUAUGGGCAAGCAAGUUUCCAGAAAGGUCCAACAUGUGGAAGACAAGGUCAAGGAUUUGCUAAUACGAAUACAAGAUGGUCAGGCAAUUGGCAAAGAUGAUAUUAAUUCACUUAAAGCAAGAAAGCUUAUUGUUGCACAGACAUGGAAAGGUUACUCAGUGAGAAAAGGGCCAAACUAUGCCCCUAAAAGAAAGAAAGUUGCUACUGAUUUGACUCGAGAGAAUCUACAGAGGGGUGACUGGAAGGAAUUAGAGUUCAAAGAAUAUAACUUCAACGCGAAAGGACCACCAGCUGAAGCUGGCCAUCUUCACCCGUUGCUCAAGGUGAAACAACAAUUAAAGAACAUAUUCCUUCAGAUGGGUUUUGAGGAGAUGCCAACAAACAAUUUCGUUGAAAGCAGCUUCUGGAACUUUGAUGCAUUGUUCCAGCCACAACAACAUCCUGCUCGUGAUUCGCAUGAUACAUUCUUUAUGGAAGCUCCAUCUACUACAAGGGAACUGCCUGAAGAUUAUGUUGAGUUGGUGAAGCGUGUCCAUGAGUCUGGUGGUUAUGGCUCCAGGGGAUAUAUGUAUGACUGGAAAAGAGAGGAAGCAAACAAAAACCUGCUGCGUACUCAUACAACUGCUGUCUCAACUAGAAUGCUUUAUGCUCUAGCAAAGCAACCUUUUACCCCCAAAAGAUAUUUCUCUAUAGACCGUGUGUUCAGAAAUGAAUCUGUGGAUCGAACUCAUCUUGCAGAGUUCCAUCAGAUUGAAGGUUUGGUAUGUGACCGGGGACUUACUCUUGGUGACUUGAUUGGUGUCCUGAAUGACUUCUUCUCAAGACUAGGCAUGUCCAAGUUGCGUUUCAAGCCUGCUUACAACCCAUACACCGAACCUAGCAUGGAGAUAUUCAGUUAUCAUGAAGGCUUGAAGAAAUGGGUGGAAAUUGGGAAUUCUGGCAUGUUCAGACCUGAAAUGUUGCUUCCAAUGGGAUUCCCCGAGGACGUUCGUGUUAUUGCUUGGGGCCUUUCCCUUGAAAGACCAACUAUGAUACUCUAUGGAGUCGAUAACAUUAGGGAUCUGUUUGGACACAAGGUGGAUCUUAGUCUCAUCAAAAGGAAUCCAAUCUGUCGCCUUGGAAUUAAUUAGACUGUGGAACAUUCUUGUCAUUCCAUUCUUUCUUCUUCUAAUCGAACCAAGGAUACACCAAUACAGUUUGCACAUGUACUUUUAUAGCAUAUACAAUGAGCAAUUGCUAUGUCAGGCAUUUUUUACUUCCUUUCUUCGUUCAAUUUUUAUGUGUAAUAGUGGCAGUGAUCACAGCUUGGAACAUUUGUAUUCAUUAGAUACAUUACCUGUCACUGUUAUUUAUUUCACUUUAUUAAGACGUGUUAAUUCAACAUGCUUCGACUUCCAACACCCAAUGCAAUCCCAGUUUGUUA